AUUGUCGGCUCGGACGCUUCAAUUUCUGGCUCUUCUGGAAUCAUGUAACACUUUAUAUCCUUCCUAAAAAAGAUUUGUUCGGUUAAUUAAGCGAGGGAAGCCGAAGCGAUCGGGAAACGAGCCUUCGAGCACGGCGGGAGACACCCACGGCGGCGACGGAAUCAGUUAGAUGUCUUGGAUCGCACUUAUAUUGAUGUAGCAUUUCUAGGGUUCUUGCCAGAACAAUGAGAUUGCUAUUAGUGCAGAAUCAUCGAUCUAUCAGUCACCAAUAUCAUUUGAAUGAAUAUGUUGCUAUGCAGCGGUGCAAAUUUGAAAUGGAAGAUAGAAUUAGCACUCUGCCAAGCAACAUUAUUGAGCUUAUACUCAUGUACUUACCGAUAGCGGAGGCAGUCCGUACUAGUAUUCUUUCAAGCAGAUGGAGAUAUCAGUGGUGCACCAUUCCUCAUCUUAUAUUUGACAAGCAAAGCGUCUCAUUACCUGUAAAGUAUAAACUUGAGAACGUUGUAGAUCAAGUUCUCUUACUUCAUAGUGGACCCAUUCACAAAUUUGCCUUUGAUGCCUAUUCUGGCAUAAAAGACGUUGCCCCUGUAGACAGAUGGCUGGUUUUCUUGUCCAGAAACUAUUUGAAGGAGCUGGCUCUUAAAUUUUGUGCAAGCAGCCUCUAUAAGUUACCAACAGCUCUAUACUCCUGUCAAGCUAUAGUAUCUCUUGAUUUGCAUGAUUGCGAAUUUAAGCUUCCCCGUAGUUUUAAUGGUUUCAGUUGCCUUACCAUCCUUCUCCUUGAAAAUAUAAGCAUUUCAGAAUCCGAUUUUGCGUCCCUAAUUUCCAAAUGUCCACUUCUAAGAAAGUUAGUCUUCAUUGAUUUCUAUUGCUGUUGUCGUCUUAAGUUGAAUGCUCCCAGGCUUCAGGAAUUGGUAGUUGAGGGGGUGUUCGCCGACAUCUAUCUUGAAAAUACUCCAAAUCUGGCUUCCUUAUCUUUAGGGUUAGAAGAUGAUGAUGAAGAGCUUGAAAAUGAAGAUGAGGAAUUUGAGAAUGGAGAUACUGAAAAUGAGGAAGAAUGCGAUUUUAACAAGUGUCUAACUAAUAUUCUCAAGAUUGAGAAGCUGGAGCUGCAGCAAAAUUUUCUAGACUUCAUGACUAGAGGACAAGCAUUCGUGCGGUUCCCAAUUUACAAUUGUUUGAAGAAAGUAUUCUUAAGUUGUUUCAAUUUUGAAGAUCUGAAGCAUGUCAUGGUUCUUCAAUCAUUGCUGCAAAAUACUCCUGUGCUCAAUGAGCUUGAAAUAGAGGCUGACUCGGAUGAGUCCAUUGCCACCAUACCCACCUCAAGCUUUUUUGAUAAGAAGGAAAGUGGUAGUUUUUGUUUAGAACAGAUUCGAACUGUGAGGCUAGCUGAGCUUGUGGGCGUGCGUGCUGAAGUGGAGUUCAUAGAAUUUAUACUUUCUGGUGCUUCUAGGCUUGAAUCGCUUUUUAUAAAGCUAGACGGUGAAGCCCCCGACGAAAUCAAGGUUUACAAAGAGAUCAUGCGGUUUCGAAGGGCUUCUUCCCGAGCUGAGAUUGUAAUAUUGGAUUGAGACGUGGGCGGAUCCCCCAUGUACUCAGGGUGGGCAAAAAAAAAAA
Molecule: messenger RNA, 1617 nt
Organism: Dendrobium catenatum
Lineage: Eukaryota; Viridiplantae; Streptophyta; Magnoliopsida; Asparagales; Orchidaceae
Product: F-box/FBD/LRR-repeat protein At1g13570
Exons: 5
Coding region: 225-1571 (448 amino acids)
Molecular function (GO): protein binding
Source: RefSeq, a predicted model, not a curated record